Linnemannia hyalina is the source of this 294-nucleotide messenger RNA. Lineage: Eukaryota; Fungi; Mortierellomycota; Mortierellomycetes; Mortierellales; Mortierellaceae. The record is from the annotation of a GenBank genome assembly.
AUGUGCAAAGCCCUUCCUGGACAAAUCGACUGCAAGCGAGCAGGCUGCUCCAUGCCCAUCAACGUUGAACCCAACGGCCACCGUCACCCCUUUUGCUCGGUCAACUGUGCCCGCGCCUGUGGCGAGAACCCUAAGGUCGCUGCUCAAGCCAUGCCCGUCGUUGCUGCCGAUAUCCUCCCCCCUGCUUACAACAUUGUCGGCAAAUUCUACAAGAUGGGUCCCACAGCCUACCCCUCACCCUCUGUCUCGGACGACUCUGACAGCGAGUCCCGGGUUGGGGGCGCCUCUGACUAA